Alternaria triticimaculans is the source of this 345-nucleotide messenger RNA. RefSeq lists its product as uncharacterized. The transcript is spliced from 2 exons. The record is from RefSeq and is a predicted model, not a curated record. NCBI's taxonomy places the organism in Eukaryota, Fungi, Ascomycota, Dothideomycetes, Pleosporales, Pleosporaceae. Bases 1 to 345 code for a protein of 114 amino acids.
AUGGGAAACGCCACUUUCCAAAGUAUCGAUCGCAACAUGGAGUCGAUUGCAGUUACCAUCACCAACGCGAUGCGCACGCAAGGUAGCGGCCUUAACAUGAGCCUUCCCUACGAACCCAUACCGAUCUUUGCGAAAGGAAUCGUGAUGCAGACGACAGAGAUCCCAGCGUGGAAAUCAAGCGUGUUGCCUUUGCUGCUUACCGGGAAUCAAGUCGGGGCUGUGGCUAGUGCGAUAGACAUCGACAAGACCAAGGCAAACACGAACAAUCUCGUUGUCAGUCUCGCGCACUUGGAAAGAGGAUGGGAAUUCGUUGUCGAGAGCCACGGAGAGAAGAAGAGGAAGUAG